AAUACGUCAAUAUAUAUGUUAUUAGCAUAUUAACCCACGAAGCAAAUGGUACAUUCAAGUCUGGCUAUCAGGAACUGAAUUGGAAAACCAUAUGACAACGAGAGAAACACAAGAUGAGUGCAGGAGACUGGAACCCAGCUGCCAUACCUACGAGUUGUGAGGACGUCCAUGGAGAUUGUCGGUGGAUGUCUAUGCACAACCGUUUUGUGUCAGAGAGCAAAGGCAAAGAACCUGACGUCUUGUUUGUGGGAGACUCUCUGAUCCAACUUAUGCACGAGUUUGGGGUUUGGCGGAACCUCUUCUCUCCUCUACAUUCCCUAAACUUUGGGAUAGGCGGUGAUUCAACGCAACAUGUACUGUGGAGACUUGGCAAUGGAGAAUUGGAUUAUAUCAGUCCCAAGGUUGUGGUGCUGUGGGUAGGCAACAACAAUUACGGUCACACCUCUGAACAGAUCUGUGGAGGCAUUAUGGCUAUCGUCCAAAUCAUCAAGAACAAGCUCCCCAAUGCCCACACGCUUGUACUUGGUCUACUGCCCAGAGGUAAAAUGCCCAACCCUCUGCGAGAGAGAAAUGACAGCGUGAACAAACUGGUGAAGGAGGCUGUAUCAGCCCUCCCUCAUGCUUCUUUCCUCAACGUGGACCCUGGCUUUGUCCUCUCAGAUGGUAGCAUCUCCCAUCAGGACAUGUAUGAUUACCUUCACCUGACCCCUCGGGGCUACCAGUCUGUGUGCGAAACCCUGCAUGACCAUCUCAAAUCCAUGCUCGACAAGCCUGGUGAGAACUGAGCAGCAUGGACACGGUAACACUACUGCAGCGGUCUGGUCGUGUGUGUGUUGGUGGAGAGUGUCGCAUGGUUGGGGGAUGAUGGAUAACGGGAACACAAACCUUUCCGUCAGAAAAUGAAUGUGCUGUGCUGUAGAGAGCUGAAGCCCCAUUUUGUUCCACGUUAGUAACCCUGCGCUUUUGGAUUGUCACAGUAUUUUGAUAUUGAGAGUCCUUUAAACAGCCACAUUCAGCAACAACUGCUUUCAUGGUGCUUGAUUAUGUUAUCCAGGUCAUUUUGCUUUACUACAUGGACAGUUUUUCCAGCUUUUAAAAACAUUUAUACAAUUUCACUUAAAAUCAGUUUUCUGUCAAGCUGUUGGAAAAUUGAGACUUAUAAAAAAUAUAUCAAAUGUAAACAUAUUGCUUUCUUAUUUUCACUGAGUUUCAUUCAUGUGUUUGUAGCUUUGUCCCCUCUGAUCUGAGCUUGUGCUUUCAAAUGACCAUUGAGUUUUGUUUUAUAAACCAGCUGUAAGUUUACUGUUAUGUUAUACUUAUUAUUAUGUAACAUUUGGAUUUCAUUAUUGUCUUUGUACAUUUUGCUUCACCUAUUGCAUGAAUGUUUUCGCGAAAGGCAGUUUACUACAAUGAAUGGAUGUAUUUGUAACUCAGAACAUUUGAAGAUGACAGAAAGGCACGUGAAGCUCUUAAAAAAGGAUUAUGGUGUACAACAAUUUUGUGACAGCGGCUCAUUCUGUAAGUGAAAGAAGGAUAUAUUAAACAUGAAAACAUGA
Molecule: messenger RNA, 1556 nt
Organism: Thalassophryne amazonica
Lineage: Eukaryota; Metazoa; Chordata; Actinopteri; Batrachoidiformes; Batrachoididae
Gene: pafah1b3
Product: platelet-activating factor acetylhydrolase, isoform Ib, gamma subunit
Exons: 6
Coding region: 114-785 (223 amino acids)
Source: RefSeq, a predicted model, not a curated record